Messenger RNA from Labeo rohita (rohu), 871 nucleotides. RefSeq names its product bMERB domain containing 1 (gene bmerb1). The record is from RefSeq and is a predicted model, not a curated record. The transcript has 6 exons. NCBI's taxonomy places the organism in Eukaryota, Metazoa, Chordata, Actinopteri, Cypriniformes, Cyprinidae. Gene Ontology annotation, cellular component: microtubule cytoskeleton. Gene Ontology annotation, biological process: negative regulation of microtubule depolymerization. Bases 142 to 714 code for a protein of 190 amino acids.
CAUCCCUCAUCACGGUGACGUCACGGAGCUUCAUUCCGUCAAGAUGUUCGGUUUCGCUAAUGAGCGCAGAUCAGCGUGAUUACGGCUACGAGAAAGCGACAAAACCAACGAAAUCCGAGAUCAGCGACAUCAGCACUGACCAUGGAGUUAAAGAAAGCCAUUUCCGAAAGCGAAGGGACGAUGAAAACAUACGGAGCGCUGCAAGAGACAAACCGGAGCAGAGACAAAGGCCAGAUGGACGUGUCCAUGGCUGAACGCUCCAUGUCUGCAGACGAGAUCGAGGCGGAAAUGGCUCGGAUUCAGCGCCUGCGGGAGGUGCUGGUGAGACGCGAGUCUGAACUGCGCUUCAUGAUGGAUGAUAUUCAGCUCUGCAAAGACAUAAUGAAGCUGAAGCAGGAGCUGAGGAAGAUAGUGGCAGUGCCAGACGCAGAGAAGACUAAGAAACAUCGUCAGAGAGAAGAGAAAUUAAUCCAGGAGAUUCAUCAGCUGGUGCAGAAGAGAGAUUUCCUGGUGGAUGACGCCGAGGUCGAGCGUCUGAGGGAGCAGGAGGAAGAUAAAGAGAUGGCCGAGUUCCUCCGACAGAAGCUCAGCGUUAUACAGAGAGCUCCGAAGCCCAGAACGGCUGAACCUCCAGCCAACAAACCCUCCAUCAGCAGGAGCGGCGCGGCCCUCAUUAAGGACUGCUGCGGAGCCACUCAGUGCGUCAUCAUGUGAAGAUCGCUGAGAUUCCCCAAACGACGUGAAGCGAUUUGAUGAAUAUAAGUUUGUUGACCGGAGCAUUAGAAAGACGUUCAGCCCCUCUGUGAUUCUGCAGCAUGUCGACGACUCCGUCGGGAGGAGCGGAGGAGCACGAGGAGCACGAAACACAAAA